UCCAAGUUCAGUACACUCAGCGAACCGAACGGAGGUCUCAACGCAUCUCCGUCUAAUUUAUUUAUUUAAUAAUUUAUUUCAAUUUAAUAAACAUUAUUACAAAAUUCGAAUAACGAAUGGAAUAAUAAUAAUAAAAGAGGAAAAAUUGUGCUGUGUUCUGUCAUUUAUGUAACUAUUUUAUUAGUGUUUUAAUGUUAAGUGAUUCAAAAUGAAUUAUGUGCCAGUGUUUUUUCUGCUAACGUCUGUUCUUUGGAGUUAUGUUGUGUCACAAGCCUGCCGCACCCCAUUAGGACAGCGUAGCCAAUGCAUCUCUCUAUACGACUGUCCACAACUGUUAGCGGCGUUUGAAGCAAGGCCCCUUCCGAGCCAAACCAUCACGUUUUUGAAGCAGUCCCAAUGUGGUUUCGAUGGCUACGUCCCGAAGGUUUGCUGCGGACCCUUACCUUCGGUGCAACAGGACAGCCCGACCACGCAAAGACCUCAAAGACCAACCUGGCCAUCCGCUGACGAUGGCCAAGCCGACGAUGUCUCCAAUGAAGACUCUUCACCAGCGCCCCAGGGCCAAUGCGGGAUAGACAACGCUGACAGAAUAUACGGAGGGCAAAUCACCGACCUGGAUGAGUUCCCCUGGAUGGCCCUGCUGGGGUAUCGCACUCGUGCUGGAGGCCUGACAUACCAGUGCGGUGGAGUGCUAAUCAACCAUAGAUACGUGCUAACUGCAGCACAUUGUGUCACUGGACAAAUUGAAAGAGAUGUUGGUAGACUAGCAACCGUUCGUCUCGGCGAAUACGACACGCAACAAGACGUAGACUGUUUGGACGGCGCGUGCGCAGACCCGCCUCAAGAGAUCCCUGUGCAAGGAGGCUACCCGCACUCCGGCUUCUCAGACAGAAACAAGAACAGGAGAGACGAUAUUGCUUUAGUCAGAAUGUCUAAACGAGCCAAAUAUACUUAUUACGUAAAACCUAUCUGCAUGGUGUCAAGAAAUAUCCAUCUGAACGUCGGGAACUCAGUGUACGUUGCCGGCUGGGGGAAAACCUUAAAUGGACGCAACAGCCCAGUGAAGCUAAAACUCGGCCUGCCUAUCUUUAGCAAAGACGAAUGCGUCUCCAAAUACCGCCCUCUUGGCGCCGAACUUACUGAUAAGCAGAUCUGUGCCGGGGGGGCCUUCGCCCAGGACACUUGCCGAGGGGACUCUGGAGGCCCUCUGAUGAGGAGAAGGCCAGAGGGCGUCUGGGAAGUCGUAGGCGUUGUGUCCUUUGGCAAUGGUUGCGGGAGAGACGGCUGGCCCGGCGUCUAUUCCUCUGUUGCUGCUUACGAGGACUGGAUACGAACUACCAUGGCUUCUACCAAUGUCUAGGACUGAUUUUUAGAUAAAUAUUAACGUAUCAGAUACUUA
Pectinophora gossypiella (pink bollworm) is the source of this 1399-nucleotide messenger RNA. Its product is annotated as phenoloxidase-activating enzyme 1-like. Bases 209 to 1360 code for a protein of 383 amino acids. The transcript is spliced from 7 exons. NCBI's taxonomy places the organism in Eukaryota, Metazoa, Arthropoda, Insecta, Lepidoptera, Gelechiidae. Gene Ontology annotation, biological process: proteolysis. The record is from RefSeq and is a predicted model, not a curated record. Gene Ontology annotation, molecular function: serine-type endopeptidase activity.